Molecule: messenger RNA, 3246 nt
Organism: Penicillium cinerascens
Lineage: Eukaryota; Fungi; Ascomycota; Eurotiomycetes; Eurotiales; Aspergillaceae
Product: Fibronectin type III domain protein
Exons: 3
Coding region: 1-3246 (1081 amino acids)
Molecular function (GO): protein binding
Source: RefSeq, a predicted model, not a curated record
AUGUAUGAGCCGCUCUACCUCGCAUUUGACGCCUACCCUGCUGUGGUUCCCCGUGUGAGGGUGCGAGGCGUCAUGGCUCUCUUCCUUGCGGUCUCGAUUCUAUGGGCCCUGAUCUGGCUCCUCUACCGUGCGUGGCAGGUUUGUCAGACCUCCAAUGAGGUUCUGGUGGAGAAAUUGGGUCUCGACAUCCCGCCGCCGCCGGAAGUGACCCUUGAGGAGAUUACGGCCCGUGAGAUUCGUAUUGCCUGGAAGCAGCCGGAUUUUCAUAACUCAAUACACAAGCACAUAAUUCAAGUGAACAAUGUCAAAGUGGGCGAGUCGAAACGAGUCGAAACAGCGGUGGAAAUUCUGAAUCUCGUCCCCGGAAGCAUAUACCAUAUUUGCGUCCUUUCUGUUAGCGCGGCAAAUUUCCAAACGCCGAGUGCCAUCCUUCAUGUUCGAACGAAAUCUCUUCCUCUUUCCCGAGCCCAACAAGAUGCCACCGCUAGUGGCCCGACUAUUCGAGCGUCGAUCCCGAGAUCCACGGCCGGCCUGCCGACACCCUCCGCCCCAGUCAUGUCGCGCGAGCACAGUGCCGGUCAACUGGCUGGCAAGCGACCGUCUGCAGGUCGCAAGUUAUCACCUGCCACUGGAGUGACAGACCAUGCGCACAGCCAUUCCGAUGAAUCACAAAAGCGCAUCAGCAAGGAUGAUCGCGAACAAAGUCUGGAGUACCUAGCGGAUCGCCUCAAAUCGUUACAGCAAGAAAACGAUAACCAGGAGAAACAAGCAAUCGAGGAGGAAGAGGAGCAUAUUGCACUGCUGAAGGAUCUCGAGAAGCAACGUGAUGAUCUGAAAAAGCGUGUCAGGGAGAAGGACGAAGUAAGCGGUGAUCUGAAGAAGCACGUUUCAAAGUUGGAAAGUGUCAACCGCACUGUGCAGAGUGAGAAAACCAAACGCAUGAGACUUCUUCAGCAGAAGGAAGCCGAACGCAAAAAACGCAAGACGGACAUCCUUCGGUGGCAGGAAAAGAUCGCUCGCAUGGCCAACGAUGCUGCACAGACCAAGGAAGACAAGGCACGAUUGGAGGAAGAUACCGAGUCUCGCGCCGAAGAGGUUCGGAAGAAGAUCGCCAAGGAGCAAUCAGAGAUGAAAAUCAUCGACGACGAAAUCCAAGACAAAGGCGGGCGGAUCAAGAAACUUGAGGACGAAAGAAAGGGACUUCAGGGUGGUGAGAGUGAGGAUGGCAAUGAACUUGAUCGUAUCGACAACGAGCGCGCUCGCCAGUGGGAACUGAAGCUGAACACACUGCACGCUCGGUAUGCGACCCUCGUCAACCUCCAUGCGCAAGCUCAGCAGCAGUAUCAAGAAGCCCAGGAACGGCUGAAGUGGCUUACCUCCCAGCGACCUGGCAGUUCAGGACCAUUCUCCCUGCCGGCAUUGGACCUGGAUAUGUCCAACAAUGCUACUAUCCGACCUCGUCGCCAUCGCAGCUCAUUGACGAGUAACGUGUCUUCCCCCGUGAACUUCCCCGGCGUUGAGCCAGCAUUCCCUGGUGGAAUCAACUACAACCCGCCCUCAACUAAUUCGCCGACUUGCCCUCCAAGCUCAUUUUUCAACAUUAACAAUGGAAUGACCCUCCCCGGCCUCUCCGAUCCUCCUGAGAUCAUGCGUUCUGACAUGGAGACGUCUUUCAAUAACCCCCAAAUGAGUCCUCGUGCCGAUGCCUUGUUGCCAUCUGACCUUCUCGGCGAUGAGGAGUCACCGGAAUUCGCAGGCCCCAUCACCCGUCCACGGUUCUCAUCAAUGGAGACAUCGACUAAUCCUUUGGACAGCUUUAUCCAUGGGCCAGUCUCGCCGGUCUCUUCGGGGAGCAGACCUGGCAGCAUAUUUGCCAGUCCUCUUGAAACUCAUCACCGACACGAUUCAGAUUCGCAACCAACACACUUGUCAGCUGAGGCUCCAAAGAGUGCAUCCAGGAGGCUCUCUGGUCUGUUCGGAUUCCAUCGACCUCGUGGGAAAACACUGGCCGAUGCGCCACCCAUGCUGGGCACUUUGAAACCAGGACAGAGCCAGUCCUUCCCGCGCAAUGUGGAUGAGCUGGAUCCAAUCGGCUCGCGUCGCCGGAGAUUGAGUUACACAGGCAACUGGGCCAAUCCGAUGUCCUUGUUUCCUCGAAGCAAUACGUCUGACGUGACUACGGACAGCUCUUCUGAUCACCCACCGUCCCGACGAGCUGCGUUGUCAAGUAUCUUUUCGUCCAGCAAAUUCGGGUUUGGCAGCGCCGGCGGCCGAGGGGCUACCGAGAUGAACUCGGGAUACAAUCAAUUUAGCCCGCGCCAUGAUCCAAUUGAUCCAGCGUCUCUUCUUGGCGGUGUUCGACGUGGCUCUUUGUCGCCUCGGCCUUCAUCGACUUUUUCAUUCGAUAACCAGAACCAUCUGCCUCAUCCCUCCACGGACAACCGUCACUUUGGGUGGCCGUCGGCAGAGCAAAUGCAAAUGGGGCAUCGCAAUAGUCCGCUUGGGUUAGACUGGGCCUCACCGACCACAUGGUCUAGGGCACCGUCCCGACGCCCUUCGAUCCAAUAUGGGUCGUCUGGCCACCUCCCUUUGGGAUUGACCGGCGAACCGGAUUUUGUCGAGGACUUGUAUGAUCGCCAUCAUCGGCCGCUUCAGGCCCCGAUCGGUACCCGUCCGUCGUCAUCUCAUCGACCGGUCACUCCGAAUCCCAAGCUCAACCCGGCAGCCCCUACAUUCAGGACCAUCUUUACGGGCAAGAAGUCAGACAAGGGCAAAGAUAAGGACAAGGAUUCCGACGUCUCAUUUGAUCUUCACGGUGACGAUGUGUCUCCAUCCGAACCUCGUACAUCCCGCGAUUCGCGCUCCCUAUCUCACUUCCCCGGCGAUUCGUAUGAAUCCUUGGAGCGCAUGCCAUCUGGCAUCUCCGUGGACGCUGCAUCGAAGGAAUCGUUCAUUCGCAAGAUCACCCGCAAAGGUAGCUCCAGCAAGUUCAGUUCCUGGAAAGACCGCUCGGGACUAUUCUCGAAGAAGGGCGACUCCUCUCAAGGUGAUAUUGAUGAGGAUGAAGCCCAGCUGGGCAAGAGUGUCGACAGCACCGUCUCCAGCGUGCCGUCAGCAGACCGGUCAACCCGUAGCAGCCUUGGGUUCUUUUCUCGCAAGUCGCGAAGAUCAGACAAAGCUAGUGAGACCAGUGAGCUGACGAGUGAAGUCGGCGAUGAAGAGAUCCCGGGGGUUGCUGAAGCAUGA